GUUACUUUGGAUAAUAGUAAAGGUUAUUGGAGCGCGCUCCUUGAAUAAGACGUGCUACUUCUGUAGCAACAUCCUCACUCUUUCAAAUAUACAGGACUUGUGGGUCUGUUACGUGAUUGCUGUGAAGCCGAAUAACCCGAAAGUUACAGCUUUUCCACUUUGUGUUGCUAAGGUUUUGUGUGCUGUUAUGAUGUGAAUUGUAGUCUGUUUCCAACAUUUCGGGUUUCAAAAUAUAUUUUGUCUAAAGCUUGAAAUAUAUGUGUUAUCUAACAUAUCGUUUGAAUUUUUGCAUCAUUUUAAUUACUUCAGUAUCUUCUUGAAACCGAGGAUAAAAAAGCUGGUUGUAGUGGUAAACAUCGAAGAAAAAUUGAACUGGCACACUGGAUGACUUCUAACCUUAAUUGAUUGGUUCAUUAAAAUGUCACCUGUUGAACGGCAAAGUGACUCAGAUAUCUCUGCCUUGUACAACCUAAAGUCAAAGACUGGAGAACAUUUUACCUUUAAAUGUUCUGUCCUUAGUAUAGCGUUGGAGUCAAUUAUUAAUAGACUUGGUAAGGAGAGCGAAGGACGUUUAAUUACUGUAAUCGGUGACUGCAGCAGACAGGAUCCGGAGUUUCUUUUCAAGAUCGCAUUUUAUUGUCACAAACAUUUAAACAUCCAAAAGAUAACUAAUUUGUUAUUUUCAAGUGCCUGCCUCUAUGCAGAGUGUCGGGUUUUCCUUACGAAGUAUUUUGACGCGUGCAUUAGUUCACCAAUGGAUUGGAUAAAGGUUGUCGAAUACUAUGCAUUAUUAAGUAAUGAUUUCAGUCUUAAUAAAAUGCCGAAUGCAUUAAAAAGAUGUAUGAUCUCAAAGUUUACUAAAUUUAGUCCGUACGACCUAGCACAAUGCAGGCGCAAAAUCAGAGCUGAAUGUGCUUCUGAGUGCGAGAUGGGUUCAAAAACUGCAGGUGAUAAAGCAGUGGAUUACCGCUAUGGAAAUUUUCUAUCAGUACAGGGAGACAAAUCUGCGAACAUUUUCACUUUGAAAGACAUCGUCCGCAAACUACAUAUACGGAAACCUGCAUUCAGCGUCAUGUGCAUUCUUGAAAAGAAGUAUCCCUCAAAUUUUGAUGAUUUUAUACAUACGAAUUUGGAUGGUGACUGGGAUGCUUCGAAGGCUGGAUUACGUAUGAAACUUCCUAACCACCCAAAAUCAGCUCUUAAAAAUGUUAGUACUUGGAGGAAUCUUAUAGCCUGUGGAGAGCUUGGACAUGAAAUAAUUCUACAAAACAUAGAAAGUAUAUUAGAUUCACACCUUUCUGAAGCAGAACAUGAAAUUAUUCUCCAGAUUUUGUCAAAACAAGAAUCGGUCAUCGAAGGGAGACAGCUACCAAUAGCUUAUCUUAAGGCAUAUAUAUCUGUCGAAAAGUUGAAAGAUAAAUUUUCGCUGAACACUUACCUACAAGAGUUGAAAAGUAAGUAA
Molecule: messenger RNA, 1462 nt
Organism: Trichobilharzia regenti
Lineage: Eukaryota; Metazoa; Platyhelminthes; Trematoda; Strigeidida; Schistosomatidae
Source: the annotation of a GenBank genome assembly